Molecule: messenger RNA, 1099 nt
Organism: Oreochromis aureus
Lineage: Eukaryota; Metazoa; Chordata; Actinopteri; Cichliformes; Cichlidae
Gene: fbxo2
Product: F-box protein 2
Exons: 6
Coding region: 147-677 (176 amino acids)
Biological process (GO): SCF-dependent proteasomal ubiquitin-dependent protein catabolic process; glycoprotein catabolic process
Cellular component (GO): cytoplasm; SCF ubiquitin ligase complex
Molecular function (GO): ubiquitin protein ligase activity
Source: RefSeq, a predicted model, not a curated record
GUCACAGUCUAUAAAAGCCUCUCUAUUGUGGGGGUGCUACUCUGCAGAGGAACUCAAGUGCAGGUCAGAGAAACAGUCAGAGGAAACAGAAGACUGCACCUGGCCACCUUCUUGUCUGUCGUGGUUUCUCUGAGUGAGCUGUAAUCAUGGCCAGAAACCUGCUGAAGAACCCCAGUGGAGAAGAGGAGCUGAAAUUCUGGGAGCUGGUAGAGAAUGGUGGGAGCCCGUGGAAGGUGGAGGAUAUGCCGGGAGACUGUGGUCAUGACUUUUGCAGUGAAGGAGUGACUAAAUACUUUGCAACCUCCUUUGAACUGUGUCUGAAGAGGCAGGUGAUUGACCUGCUGGCAGAGGGAUUCUCAUCUGAACAGCUGGAUGCUCAGCCUCCUGUCACUGUACAAGACUGGUACUGUGGGAGGACUGACUGUGGCUGCACCUAUCAGAUGACCGUGUGUCUGCUAGAUGAGAACCACGAAGUCAUACAGGAGUUCAGACCUGAUUCGGUGACUCUGGACCCCGACUGUGAUGACUGCUCAUGGAAACAGGUUAGCCACACGUUUUCUGACUAUGGCCCUGGGAUGCGUUUCAUUUCCUUUGAACAUGGAGGACAAGACACUAAGUUCUGGGAUGGCUGGUUUGGAGUCCGUGUCACUGGAAGCUCCGUUACUAUCGAGGUCUAAGCAGCACUGACAACAGGAAAAAGGGAACCAAAUAAUAGUGAAAGGUGGAGAAUAAAGAACUAGAAUAUUAUUGUCAGGGCUUUAGAUUGAUGGCCAGCUUUGCCUUAUCCUGCAUUUUGCUGUUCAUGCUGUGAAAACACUGCUUCAUUGAGGAUUUCACUUACAUAUUUGUAAAAUGACACAACACAACCCUACCAUGGUGUCAUCUUGGCUUUACUAACCUGAAAAUCCUUAAACUGCUGCCUGCACCCGUUAUUAUCUACUACAUAAUCUGUUAACUACUACCUCUGUGGAACUACACUGUGGGUUAAACUAAGGGACUGACUUGAUGAGUGGGGUUCUGAAAGUGAUCACAUUUUAACAGUUAACCUAGAAUUAUAAUUAGGAUAUAAACCAAAAAGUUAAUAAAGAAUUUAAUGGAU